Molecule: messenger RNA, 2166 nt
Organism: Prunus armeniaca (apricot)
Lineage: Eukaryota; Viridiplantae; Streptophyta; Magnoliopsida; Rosales; Rosaceae
Source: the annotation of a GenBank genome assembly
AUGUUCGGUAUUCUAAAGGACUACCGAAUGCGACUGAAUCCGGCGAAAUGCGCAUUCGGUGUAUCUUCCGGAAAAUUUCUCGGGUUCAUGAUCAGUCAAAGGGGAAUCGAGGCCAAUCCCGAGAAAAUAAAAGCCAUAAUCGACAUGGAGACCCCAAAGACGCAGAAGGACAUUCAGAGCCUUACCGGACGUGUCGCUGCCCUGACACGCUUCAUCUCCAAGGCUACCGAUAAAUGCGUACCGUUCUUCAAAGCUUUGAAAGGGGGCAAACAUCAUAUAACAUGGACUCCCGAAUGCGACCAAGCAUUUCAAAACUUGAAGAACUACAUGAGCCAAGCACCAUUGUUAUCAAAACCACUGCCAGGCGAGGUACUACUCCUGUACCUUUCGGUAUCCAGCACUGCCGUCAGCUCAGUGUUGAUAAGGAGGCCAGAGAAGGCAGAGCUACCGAUCUUCUAUGUCAGCAAGGCGCUCCAGAGCGCAGAACUUCGGUACCCACCCUUGGAACAACUAGCGCUGGCCCUGGUCGUCUCGGCACGAAGACUUCGCCCCUACUUCCAGGCUCACGAAAUCACAGUUCUGACGAACCAACCUCUUCGGCAGGUGCUCCAAAAGCCGGAAACAUCCGGCCGACUGGUCAAAUGGGCGAUCGAGUUGGGAGAGUUUGAUAUACAGUUCAAGCCAAGGCCCGCAGAGAAAGGGCCAGGCCGUUGCCGAUUUCAUCUCCGAACUCACACCCCUGCUUUAUCGGAACCGUCAUCGCCGAGCGCUGUAACUACCGAACCAGAAAAAAUGGAUACCGAACGUUUCGACGCGUCCACUCCUCUCUGGAUCCUGCACGUGGACGGCUCGGCAAACCAGCAAGGCUGUGGUGCCGGCUUAGUGUUAACCACUCCGGACGGUAGCAAAAUCGAGUACGCCCUCCGAUUCAACUUCCGAACCUCCAAUAACGAGGCAGAAUAUGAGGCCCUCCUGGCUGGCCUUCGGCUAGCCCAGAGCAUGAGCGCGAGGCAGAUCAGCAUUCACAGCGACUCCCAGCUCAUAGUAAACCAGAUAACGGCAGACUUCGCAGCAAAGGAUGCCUCCAUGUCAGCCUACCUAUCGGCAGCCCACCAGCUACUACAGAAAUUCCAAGCCUAUGAGAUACGGCAGAUCCCCAGGUCGGAAAAUAGCCAUGCCGACGCACUCUCGCGAUUGGCUUCGGCAAUAAAUGACAAGAUCGGAAGGAAGGUACCGGUGGAGAUAUUAUCCCAACCAAGUACAACCGCCGCUGAGGUAUGUACCGUUCGGUACGAGGAUACAUGGAUGUCCCCAAUCUAUGCCUAUCUGAAAGCCGGAACCCUUCCUACCGACAAAUCCCAAGCUCGGAAACUCCGCUACCGAUCGGCAAGAUACACAGUCAUCAACGAUGUUCUGUACAAACGGGGCUACACGACGCCGUACUUAAAAUGCCUGACCAAAGAGCAAGGGGACUACAUCCUUCGGGAGGUCCACAGCGGAAUCUGCGGGGACCAUUCUGGUUCCCGAUCGCUCGCACACAAGGUCUUCCGGCAGGGUUAUUUCUGGCCGACUCUGCAUCAGGAUGCAAACACACUAGUCAAGAGGUGCGACAAAUGCCAACGGUUCGGUAGUGUCCCUCACAUUCCCGCCGAGCCACUGUCACCGAUCGUGAGCCCAUGGCCGUUCGCCCAAUGGGGACUGGAUCUAAUCGGUCCGAUGCCAGAGGGCAAGGGGUCAGGUAAAAUACGCUGUUGUUGCCGUAGACUACUUCACCAAAUGGGUAGAAGCCAAAGAACUAGCGACGAUAACGGCAGCCCAGAAUCGAGGAUUUCGUUUGGACAAACAUUUGCUGCCGAUUCGGCAUCCCCUACGCCAUCGUCACGGAUAACGGCAGGCACACACCCCCAAUCGAACGGACAGGUCGAAGCCAUGAACAAAAUUGUCAAGAAGCUGUUGAAACGGCAGCUUGACAAAGCCAAAGGGGCAUGGCCAGAAAAGCUUCCGGAGGCGCUAUGGGCCAUACGGACAUCUUACCGAACGGCAACCGGGGAAACACCAUUCUCCAUGGCUUUCGGUUCAGAGGCAGUAGUCCCAGUAGAGAUCGGAGAGCCCUCCUACCGAACGGAAACCUUCGCACCGAAGGCAAAUGAGGAAGCACUGGCUUGA